Eremomyces bilateralis CBS 781.70 is the source of this 618-nucleotide messenger RNA. RefSeq lists its product as uncharacterized. NCBI's taxonomy places the organism in Eukaryota, Fungi, Ascomycota, Dothideomycetes, Eremomycetales, Eremomycetaceae. The transcript has a single exon. Bases 36 to 464 code for a protein of 142 amino acids. The record is from RefSeq and is a predicted model, not a curated record.
GCCUUCUCUUCUCCCCAAGCGCCGGCGUGUCGAUCAUGUUUUCAAUUCUCGGAUCUAAUCCAGUAAAGUUAAUCACGAGCCGUUGGAACAAACCGACUGUGGAAGUGAGUCCCAGCAACACUUGCUUUUUAAAAGAUGAAGAGGCAGAGCACCACUGCCCUCCUUCAUCCUAUGAAGCUUCGGUUUAUCCCUCUUCCACCCUGGGCCACAUGACAGUGCGGGAUCCUUCGACUUCGACUGGCUUCACCAUUACCAUAGAGAGGUGGAGCCGAAGGUUACACAGAGCCAUCUCCUUUUCCGCAUCACCAUGGCCGGCUCUUUGCCUCUUUAUGAUUGGCGUAUUCUGCUGCUUAUGGGUAACUGGAGCUUUGGAUGCUGCUGGAAAGCAAACAAGGCAGACGGUAUCCACUUGUAUGGAUUUCUUUUCCCUCGUGUGGAUGGGUGCUAACCUUUGUAGACUCUGAUCUGGCAAAACAGGCUGCAGCUGCCCAUCGCCGCAUCAGGCGAAGUGGUGGAGCCCAUGGACAUUGCGGAGAAAGCGAUGAUGAUGAUGAUGACGAUGAGGACGAAUUUGACUAUGAUACGCCGUGGCAUAUAGCUGCUGUCGGGAUCAUCUUC